AUGUUUGUAUUUUUGUGCUCCGUCCCUCACAUCUUUUCUUUCGAUUUAUUACCCUCGAAUGUGGGGCUUGUUUAUGCGCGUUGUCAUCCUUUGAUUUUUGGCUCUCUUUUUUUAUCAGCCCAUCCUUUUUUUCUUUCCCUUGUUUUUUCUUUUUUUGUGUGUGUGUGUUUUGUUUUUUUUUUCUGUUUUUUCCACAUUUGUUUUUUUUUGUUUUCUUUAUUUUCCCCCUUUGGGUGUAUUUCUAAUGUUGAUUGCGCUUUUCGUGCUUUAAUUUUUCUGUGGGUAACUCUGUGUGUGUGUGUGUGUGUGUGUUACCGUUAUUUUUGGGCCCAUUGCUCCAACGUGCGUCCGCUUGUGCGGCGGCGGCCAGCAGGCGGGAGGUCAUGGACUGCUGCAUGGGCACAUGCGUCUACGCUUUGUACCCGACCUUUCCGUCACCUCAUGAGCUCGCGCACUUGUCGGGCAAAACUGGGGAUGCAUGCCACCAUCGGCACCGACAUCGCCUGCGGGAAUGGAGCGCUUGUGGGAGAGGGAGGAGGCGAGGGGAAAAAAAAAAAAAAAGGAAUGGGGGAAAGUUCUUUCAAUUUUUUAUAUUAUUUUUAUCCAUUUCUGUGUGUUGUGUGUGUGUUUGUAUUUUCUUCUUCUCUUUUUUUUUCUUUUUUUUUUUCGAGGUGCGAGUUGAUGUGUAUUCAAGUGAGACUUUUGAGCCGCCAAGAACGACAACGGAGAAGAGAUUUACGCAUAUAA
Messenger RNA from Trypanosoma cruzi, 747 nucleotides. RefSeq lists its product as uncharacterized. The transcript has a single exon. Lineage: Eukaryota; Euglenozoa; Kinetoplastea; Trypanosomatida; Trypanosomatidae. Bases 1 to 747 code for a protein of 248 amino acids. The record is from RefSeq and is a predicted model, not a curated record.